Paramuricea clavata is the source of this 243-nucleotide messenger RNA. Lineage: Eukaryota; Metazoa; Cnidaria; Anthozoa; Malacalcyonacea; Plexauridae. The record is from the annotation of a GenBank genome assembly.
AUGUCUGGUGCAUUUCAGUUACAAUUUUCAAAUAAGAAAAUGAUGCUCUUAGAUAUACAAGGUUCAAUGUUUAAUCUUUACGAUCCUGAAAUUGCUACUGCAGAGUUGAAUGAUGAAGGAGAAUUCUAUUUUUGUGCUGGCAACUUGUCAUGUUUAAGUAUUAGUAAAUUCAAUAGUGAGCAUAAAUGUAAUCAGUUUUGUGCCAUGUUGAAUCUUGCUUCUGAAACGGAGCUGACAUUGUAA